AUGUCUUCCAACGCUCGUGACGCACCGGCGACGGACCCCAAGGUGUACGACGAGUAUAUCGACAAGUGGCAGCAGCAGCCUACCGAUUUAGCUGGAUGGCUGCAGCGCGCCAAAGAUGUCGCGAAAGUGCUAGACACUGAUGCGGGCAUCAGAGAGCGCGAGAACAAAUCGCCGAGAGCGGAAAUCGCACUGCUCAAGCACUCAGGUCUGCUCAAGGUGCUUGGGCAGCCCAAGUACGGCGGUGGCGGCCAGCCGUGGUCUGUCGGCUACAAGGUUAUUCAAGAAGUUGCCAAAGGUGAUGGGUCCAUUGGCAUGCUGCUUGGGUACCAUCUGCUAUGGUCCACGACAGCGCGUGUUGUCGGCUCGGACGAGCAGGUUGAGCGCACAGAGGAGCUCAUCAUCAAAAACAACUACUUUGUCGGCGGCGCCGUGAAUCCGCGCGAUAGCGACUUGAAGAUUACCAACGACGGCGACCAUAUUGUCUUUAAUGGAUUCAAAUUCUUCAACACUGGUGGAGUCAUUUCGGACCUGACUGUCUUGGAAGGCGUGUAUGAAGACACGUCGGACCACAUUUUUGCCAUUGUCAAGACAGACCAGUCAGGAAUUCAGUUUGGGCAUGACUGGAACAAUAUUGGUCUGCGUCUGACAGAGUCGGGCAGUGUCAAAAUUGAGAAUGUCAAGGCGCCGUGGGCGGAUGCUCUAGGCUGGGACGCAGCGGCCAAGAAGCCAGAUCCGGCUGUGCUGGGUAUUGCUUUUGGUUCGCUUCUGCUACCAACCAACUUUUACCUCGGCAUUGCCUGGGGCGCGUUGAACACGGCAACGGCCUACACAAAUUCGUCGACUCGAGCAUGGCCAUUUGGCGGUGAUAACAAGGAAAAGCCGCAAGACGAAUUUUACAUCCUCUCUACCUAUGGCAAUUUCCUAGCUCAUCUACGGGCAGCAACCGCCCUUGCCGAGAAAGCUGGCCAGGAGGUUGACGCCGUCUACGAGGGCACUCAGAAGAGUGUCCAAGAUCGUGCCAAGGUGACAGCGCAAGCUCGUGGCGAGGUUGCGGAAUGGAUAGCCAGCGUCAAAGUGGUCUCGACCGACGUAGGCCUGCGCGUGACGUCAGGUGUCUUUGAGCUGACUGGUUCCAAGGCGACGGCGACCAAGGUCGGUCUGGAUAGGUUCUGGCGCGAUAUUCGGACGCAUACGCUGCACGACCCGGUGGCUUAUAAAAACAGAGAGCUGGGCAGAUAUCAGCUGCUGCAAGAAUUUCCGGAGCCGACGUGGUACACGUAA
Beauveria bassiana ARSEF 2860 is the source of this 1281-nucleotide messenger RNA. RefSeq names its product acyl-CoA dehydrogenase domain-containing protein. The record is from RefSeq and is a predicted model, not a curated record. Gene Ontology annotation, molecular function: flavin adenine dinucleotide binding; 3-methylbutanoyl-CoA dehydrogenase activity. The coding region runs from base 1 to 1281 and encodes 426 amino acids. The transcript is spliced from 4 exons. Gene Ontology annotation, biological process: L-leucine catabolic process. NCBI's taxonomy places the organism in Eukaryota, Fungi, Ascomycota, Sordariomycetes, Hypocreales, Cordycipitaceae.